Messenger RNA from Sciurus carolinensis (gray squirrel), 2072 nucleotides. RefSeq names its product F-box protein 27 (gene Fbxo27). The record is from RefSeq and is a predicted model, not a curated record. Gene Ontology annotation, biological process: SCF-dependent proteasomal ubiquitin-dependent protein catabolic process; glycoprotein catabolic process. NCBI's taxonomy places the organism in Eukaryota, Metazoa, Chordata, Mammalia, Rodentia, Sciuridae. Gene Ontology annotation, cellular component: SCF ubiquitin ligase complex; cytoplasm. Gene Ontology annotation, molecular function: protein binding; ubiquitin protein ligase activity. The transcript is spliced from 6 exons. The coding region runs from base 434 to 1363 and encodes 309 amino acids.
AACUAAAGAUUGUCUGGUGUUAUUGGUUAGAACACUUAUUUUGGGCGGUUGAAGUCUGUUUUUUCCUGUGGAAAAAAAGAUAACCAUGGCCCGCCUUAAAAGUGAUGGGAAAGUUUAAACGAGUUAACGGAAGAGGGAUCCUGCCCGGACGCUGGACCGAAAUAACCGCGGCUGCUCAGCGCCAGGCGCCUUCUGCAGCACUAGGGACAGUCCAAGGCGCUGGCUGGAGUGGAUCGCGAGGGACAGAUCCCAGAUCCCGGCCGCCUGGUUUCCCGACCUCAUCUGCGGCGUCCUGGGGGUUGAGUCAUCCUCCGGCCGCCUGCGGCCAGCGGGAAAGCGGUGGGCUUGGAGAGGAAGGCACCGGGAGGAGGGGACUGCACCGCAAGAGCCGAGCCGCGGGCAGAGGCGCGCAGCCGGCUCUGGCGGGGGGACCAUGGGCGCCUCCGCCUCCAGGGGCCGGGUCGCCCGGGUCCCCGGGCCAAAGCUGGAGCCCGAGGAGGUGCUGGACCUGAGCCAACUGCCACCCGAGCUGCUCCUGGUGGUGCUGAGCCACGUGCCCCCACGCACGCUUCUCAGCCGCUGCCGCCGGGUGUGCCGGGGCUGGCGCGCCCUGGUGGACGGCCAGGCCCUGUGGCUGCUGAUCUUGGCCCGGGACCACGGCGCUGCCGGACGCGCCCUGCUGUCGUUCGUCCGCAACUGCCUGCCCCCCGCUAGCGACGCCAGGCCUUGUCCGCUGGGCCGCUUCUGCGAGCGCAGACCGUUAGGACGCAACCUCAUCUGCAACCCCUGCGGCCAGGAAGGCCUCCGGAAGUGGAUGGUGCAGCAUGGUGGAGAUGGCUGGGUGGUGGAGGAAAACAAGACAACCGUGCCUGGGGCCCCUUCCCAGACCUGUUUCGUGACUUCCUUCAGUUGGUGCCGCAAGAAGCAGGUCUUGGACCUGGAGGAAGAGGGUCUGUGGCCAGAACUGCUGGACAGUGGCAGGAUUGAGAUUUGUGUCUCUGACUGGUGGGGAGCCCGACACGACAGUGGCUGUAUGUAUCGACUCCUUGUCCAACUUCUAGAUGCCGACCAGACUGUCCUAGACAAAUUCUCUGCUGUGCCUGACCCCAUUGAGCAGUGGAACAAUAAUAUCUGCCUUCAGGUCACCCAUGUGUUCUCCAACAUCAAGAUGGGCGUCCGUUUUGUGUCUUUUGAACACUGGGGGCAGGACACGCAGUUCUGGGCUGGCCACUAUGGAGCCCGUGUGACCAACUCCAGUGUGAUCGUACGGGUCUGUCAGUCCCAGUCAAGAGCUGCCUUUCUUGCCAGAGGGCCUGACCAUGCUACCCAGUCACCAGGAUGUUUGGCUGGAACCCCUCAUUAACCAAGUACUUCUACCUCCUUGGCACACACUGGAAUUUCAGGAUCCGGUCAAGGGUACUGUUGAGCUCUGUAUUCAGGUUCUGGAAACCACUGGAAGAAUGGUCUUCUUUCAGGUCUACCUAUGGUUGCUGCUUUGGGUGGGCACUGCGCUACGUAGUGGAGACCCACAGGAGAGCUCCGGCCUGGGAGAAUGCAGGUCCUGAGGAGGGCUUCCCACCCCCCUCUCCUCCCCACCGCGACCCUCGGGUUCAGCACAGCCACCUCUGCCCUGUUCCUUCUCUGGGUCUCUUGUCUCCUCUCCUUUCUGCUUCCGGGACCUGCCAGGUCCUUUCAGGGAAGUCCUGUACUCUGCUCUCAACUUUGACUCUCAUCCUGGCUAGCAAACUUCCAGCUGCCUUGGGUGGUGAACUUAACCUCCGGGGACUUUACCUUCUGGGUCCAGGCCUUGAAGGUGAAGGUCACCCAGGUUAAAAAAGGAUCUGGAGAUAAAUCUGCCCACACUGACUUCUCUGGGGAAUGAGGAGGUACCUCAAGCCCAGCACUGAUCCUCAAGGACCUCUGUAAUUAUGUGAUAUUUAAAAUGAUUUUAUUUUUCAUUUUGACAUUUUUUUCCAAGCAGCAAAAGAAUAAUCUAUCAGCCAUACUAUAUAAUGUACCUAGAAUGUAUCUGCUGGUCAUACAUAAUAAAUUUAUUAUUUUGCCAAAACUGC